Molecule: messenger RNA, 384 nt
Organism: Hepatospora eriocheir
Lineage: Eukaryota; Fungi; Microsporidia; Hepatosporidae
Source: the annotation of a GenBank genome assembly
AUGACAGCUGGAGUUUUAAAACAAAUUUUAGCUCAAAAUUUGAAUGUUGCAGCUAGAGAAAUAGGUCUUGAUGAAUAUAUUUUCAUGCAUGAUAAUGACCCAAAACACACCUCCAGACUUGUAACUGAUUGGAUUAAUGAAAAAAACAUUGAUGUUUUAGAUUGGCCUAUACAGAGUCCAGAUCUCAAUCCAAUUGAAGCUGUGUGGGCUUAUGUAAAAACCAAAUUAUCAAAAUUUGGUAAAUUAAAUAAAAAUGAAUUAAGAGAAAAAAUUAAAGAGAUUUGGUGUAGAAUACCUAAUGAUUCGGUGUUUAAAUAUGUAAGAAGCUUUCAUAAACGUUGUUUAGAGGUUUUUAAAAAUAAAAGACAUAAUACUAAGUAUUAA